Messenger RNA from Castor canadensis (American beaver), 1503 nucleotides. It is a transcript of the gene Slc2a9, whose product is annotated as solute carrier family 2 member 9. NCBI's taxonomy places the organism in Eukaryota, Metazoa, Chordata, Mammalia, Rodentia, Castoridae. The record is from RefSeq and is a predicted model, not a curated record. Gene Ontology annotation, molecular function: D-glucose transmembrane transporter activity. Gene Ontology annotation, cellular component: plasma membrane. Gene Ontology annotation, biological process: dehydroascorbic acid transport.
AUGAAGCUCAGUGAAAAAGACCCAGCAGAAAACAAAGAAAGUGAGCUGGCAAGAAGGAAAGUGGACUGGUCCUGCUUGCUCGUCGUGGCCUCUCUGGUGGGCGCCUUUGGCUCCUCCUUCCUCUAUGGGUACAACCUCUCCGUAGUGAACGCCCCCACCCAGUAUAUCAAGGCCUUUUACAAUGACACGUGGGAAAAACGGCAUGGACAUCCAAUAGAUCCGGAUACGCUGACUCUGCUCUGGUCUGUGACUGUGUCCAUAUUCGCCAUCGGUGGACUGGUGGGGACAAUUAUGGUGAAGAUGGUUGCAAAUGUUCUUGGGAGGAAGUCCACCUUGCUGGUCAACAAUGGCUUUGCGAUUUCUGCAGCACUGCUGAUGGCCUUUUCUCUCCAGGCAGAAUCUUUAGAAAUGCUCAUCAUGGGACGCUUCCUCAUGGGUGUGGAUGGAGGCAUCGCCCUCAGUGUGCUCCCCAUGUACCUCAACGAGAUCUCACCCAAGGAGAUCCGGGGCUCUAUGGGCCAGGUGACUGCCAUCUUCAUCUGCAUUGGUGUGUUUUCUGGGCAGCUUCUGGGCCUGCCUGAGCUGCUGGGAAAGGAGAGUACCUGGCCAUAUCUGUUUGGAGUGAUUAUCUUCCCUGCCGUCGUCCAGCUGGUGAGCCUGCCCUUUCUCCCCGAGAGCCCACACUACCUGCUCUUUGAGAAGCAAGACGAGGCAGGAGCCGUGAAAGCCUUCCAGAAAUUCCUGGGCAAAGCAGAUGUGGCCCGAGAAGUGGAAGAGGCCCUGGCUGAGAGCCACGUGCAGAAAAACCUCCACCUGGUGUCCACCCUGGAACUGCUGAGGGACCCCUUCGUCCGCUGGCAGCUCAUCACCGUGAUCAUCACCAUGGCCUGCUACCAGCUCUGUGGCCUCAACGCGAUUUGGUUCUACACCAGCAGCAUCUUUGGCAAAGCUGGCAUCCCUCAAGCGAAUACGUACAUCACCCUGAGUACAGGGGGCAUCGAGACGCUGGCUUCCAUCUUCUCUGGCUUGGUUAUCGAGCGCCUGGGGCGAAGACCCCUCCUCAUCGGAGGCUUCCUGCUCAUGGCCCUCUUCUUUGGGACCCUCACCGUCACACUGUCACUGCAGGACCGUGCCCCUUGGGUCCCUUACCUCAGCAUCGUGUGCAUCCUGGCCAUCAUAGCCUCCUUCUGCAGCGGGCCAGGCGGCAUCCCAUUCAUCCUGACUGGAGAGUUCUUCCAGCAAUCGCAGCGGCCAGCAGCCUUCAUGAUUGCGGGCACUGUCAACUGGCUGUCCAACUUCGCUGUUGGCCUCCUCUUCCCAUUCAUUCAGAAAAGUCUGGACUCCUACUGCUUCCUCGUGUUUGCCUCAAUAUGUAUCAUAGGUGCCGUCUACUUCUAUUUUGUCCUGCCUGAAACCAAGAACAGAACACAUGCUGAAAUCAGCCAGGCAUUUGCCAAGAGGAACAAGGUUCAACCUCCAAAGGAGAAGUCGACUCCACUGUAG